This is a messenger RNA of Sinocyclocheilus rhinocerous, 857 nucleotides long. RefSeq names its product leukocyte cell-derived chemotaxin-2. The coding region runs from base 1 to 690 and encodes 229 amino acids. The transcript is spliced from 4 exons. NCBI's taxonomy places the organism in Eukaryota, Metazoa, Chordata, Actinopteri, Cypriniformes, Cyprinidae. The record is from RefSeq and is a predicted model, not a curated record.
AUGCUUCUUGCAGUGUUUCUCGUGGGUAUUUGCUUUGAAAAUGACAAGAAAACAAUAAAACGGAAAGUUCAGGGGGAGGAAAUGAAAAUCGCCCAGUCUGAUGAGAGACUGACCGUGAUUGGAAAAGGCAAAGAGAUCUUAAACCGGUCAAGAGGAGCCAAGCCAAGAAACGACAUGGGCUGCACCAGCAUUGGAGGUAUCUGUCAGAGUAAUAUCUACAUCUGUCAGGGCAGAUACCUGAAGGAUAAAUGCCGGGGAGAGAUAUCACGCCAGUGUUGUACGCCAGUUGCAGCGUGGAGUGCUCUGUGUGCUGGAAGUCAUCAUAACAGAGUGCGAGCUUGUGACAGCUAUGGCUGUGGUGCCUUUAAUUCCAGGAGUGAUGGGAGGAUCCACAAGGGAAUCGAUAUUGUGUGUGGUGAUUAUGGCAUCGUCAAUGCUCCUUUCUCGGGAAACCUGGGUGGUCCUGUUGGGAGAGCAGUGGGAGACUCCAUUCAGUAUGAUGGUGUCAAACUCUAUAACAAAGUGCAUUGUGUGAAGAUCUUCAACAUCCGUCCGUAUGUUUUCUUUGGCUCUGUAGUUCAGGGAGAGGCCAUGGGUUACCUGUUACCCCUACAGGAGCGUUUCUCUGGCAUCACCUCACACCUGGAGCUUCAGAUGUGUGAUGGCUCUGAUCCCUCGCCCUUCAUAUAAGACAUGUUUAUGCAUUUAAUCAGGCUUUAAAUCAUUCAUUCAGUUAAACCAAUUCUUAAUGCUUUCAUUAGGAGUUAUAGUGCAUGGCAUUACACCUUCAUUUAAAUAACAUGACAAAUUGACUGUUUUUACAAGCAAUAAAAUAAUAUAUACUGUAUGUAAUCCUU